This is a messenger RNA of Paramecium sonneborni, 593 nucleotides long. NCBI's taxonomy places the organism in Eukaryota, Ciliophora, Oligohymenophorea, Peniculida, Parameciidae. The record is from the annotation of a GenBank genome assembly.
AUGAAAAUCAAAGAAUGGCUACUUGAUAAUGAUAAAAGAAAAAAAGUUAUUACUCUCAUUUACAGACUUGCUCUUAAAAAAUAACCAUUUCAUUCGAAUUUAUUAAGAUAGUCUAUUGAUUAAUACAAAUUCUCUGAUGAUAUUCAUCAUAUAUGGAAUUAAUUCGAUACUUUAAGAGCUUAUUAUAAAUUAUUAUUAAAUCAAUCUUCCUUUGCAAAUUAAGUUAAAUUAGUCAGAAUUAUCCAUUAAAAUACAAUGUUUCAUAAUAAACCAGAAUUAGUUGCAAUUUAAAGAAUCAGAAAAGAAAAAUCAUAUCAAUAAUUAAAUUCAAUUGAUCAAUCUUUUCUCAUUCAAUUGCUUAAUCAUGCAAUUAAAGAUAAUAAUGAUUAAAAUAUAUAACGAUAUCCUACCUUGCUCCAUUAUAUUAUUGAUAAAAAUAGCGAAAGUAUAAUCAUUUUUUAUUUUAAGAAUUUGAUUAAAAAUACACUCCGCCACUCCCUAAAUGUGUUUAAUGUUAAAAUUCAAACUAUCUUAGAGCUUACGAGUAUUUAUAAGAUAAAUUAUUAUAAAAGUAAUCAAUUAAAAACAUUUGA